This is a messenger RNA of Carassius gibelio (silver crucian carp), 1780 nucleotides long. Its product is annotated as leucine-rich repeat-containing protein 1-like. Gene Ontology annotation, cellular component: postsynaptic density; adherens junction; postsynaptic membrane. Gene Ontology annotation, molecular function: protein binding. Bases 143 to 925 code for a protein of 260 amino acids. Gene Ontology annotation, biological process: neurotransmitter receptor transport postsynaptic membrane to endosome; neurotransmitter receptor transport, endosome to postsynaptic membrane. The record is from RefSeq and is a predicted model, not a curated record. Lineage: Eukaryota; Metazoa; Chordata; Actinopteri; Cypriniformes; Cyprinidae. The transcript has 9 exons.
GUUUCUUACUCUCUUUCAGCCAUUUUUCAAUUUGACUAAGCUGAGAAUACUUGGCCUAAGUGACAAUGAGAUCCAGCGGCUGCCGGGAGAUAUUGCUAACUUCAACCAGCUCGUAGAGCUAGACAUCUCUCGAAAUGACAUUAUGGAACUCCCUGAGAGCAUUUCAUAUUGUAAAACCCUCCAAGUAGCAGAUUUUAGUGGAAAUCCUUUGACAAGGUUGCCAGAAAGCUUUACAGAAUUACGCAAUUUAACAUGCCUUUCCAUCAAUGACAUUGCUUUACAAGUACUUCCAGAAAACAUUGGAAACCUCUGUCACUUGGUAUCACUGGAACUCCGAGAGAACUUGCUGACAUUUUUACCAGAGUCUCUGUCUCAGCUUCAGAAACUUGAAGAACUGGAUGUUGGAAGCAAUGAACUGUAUAAUUUGCCUGAGACAAUAGGCUGUCUUGUCAGUCUGAAAGACCUGUGGCUGGACGGAAACCAGCUGUCUGAACUACCACCGGAGCUGGGGAGUAUGAGAAGCCUUACCUGUCUGGAUGUAUCUGAGAACAAGAUAGAGCACCUCCCAGAGGAGAUGGGGAACCUCCUCUCCCUCACUGACUUCCUGGUGUCCCAGAACCUCAUAGACAUGCUGCCGGAGAGCUUAGGAAAAUUAAGACGGCUUUCAAUAUUGAAAGCAGAUCAAAACAGAUUAGUCCAUCUGCCGGAGAGCAUAGGCAACUGUGAAAGCCUGACAGAACUAGUGCUGACAGAAAACCAAUUGGUGAGUUUGCCAAGAAGUAUUGGAAAACUAAAGAAACUGUCCAACUUCAACUGUGAUCGGAAUCGUCUAAUGUCUUUACCAAAAGAGGUAUGCCAUCCUAGUCAUUGGGCCUUCCUUAUUCACGAAACACAGGCAGAACAUUUCAUAAGGCGGCAGGCUUAGGUGACAUAACUGUAACAUAGUUAUUUCCAAUAGUUUUUUCCCCCAUAAACUACACAAAUGUAAAUUUGUAUCUGCUCUUCGUGUUACUGUGCUAGUGUUAAAACGUACAACCUGUAUAUUUUGUUCCAACCAAAGUCACUUAAAUACACAUCGAAUUGUAGUUCUUAGUUUAAAUAAUCAUUUAAAACAUCUUACUUACACUUCACACUCCAUGGGUGGCAGUGUGUGUUUACUGUACAUAUGCAGUUAAUACAGUGGUGCCUACGGCAAAUUCUCAGUAACUGUUCUGAUACAUUUGGAACUAGUUUUUCUUGCUUUUGCUAGUUUACCCUUUCACUAUAUAUUUAGAGUAUGUAGAGACGAGUUGAGCAACACUCUCCCAGAGUUACUGAAGGUCAAAGUGAAGUGAUGUGUUGCUAAGUGUGGUGACCCAUACUCAGAAUUUAUGCUCUGCAUUUAACCCAUCCUAGUGCACACUAGUGUUGGGCCGAUAGACGAUGCCAUCGUAAUGCCCCCCCUGGCCCUGCCCCUUUUUGAAUGCACAAUAAUUUUUUAGUUUCACUAUCACUCAAGAUUCGUGAUCGCACUGUUAUGAUUUAUGAUAUUUUGAUCUUGAAAUCAUGUGCAGUUUGAACAGCCUUAAUCAUGCUGCUCUUAGAAUUUACAGUCCUUUGUCUUUAAGAUUAAAAUUCUCCAUGAUAACAGCGCUUUUCUAAAAUAUGAUGUUCACAUUCAGAGUGUUUAAAUAGUAAGACUUUGCCUCCUUUGUUAAAACUCUCUCAAAACCUCUUGUUUUGCCUCUUGCUUGAAGCAAUAGCUCAAACUUGCAUUGGCUUAAGUACAUAAACCGAAAGC